This is a messenger RNA of Amoebophrya sp. A120, 907 nucleotides long. NCBI's taxonomy places the organism in Eukaryota, Dinophyceae, Syndiniales, Amoebophryaceae. The record is from the annotation of a GenBank genome assembly.
UUAAGUUGUCAAUAUUGUUUCCGCCAACAUGUUUGAGAUCUUCAGGACAAGUUCUAGUUCCGUGAUGGUUAUUGUUUUCUGUUUCUCUUCGAUUUCAUUUUCUUUUUCAUCCAUGAUGGUUAGACUGUCAGUGUCACGAUCACCUUUGAAGUAGCAAAAUGGGUCUCACCGCCGUGAUGUCGGAACACAAGCCACCCAGCGGAACGAGCAACCCAGCUACAGAAACAACGGCCUCUCCGAAUUAUGGCCCCUUUGAAUGGAGGGUCAUAGGCGCAGACGAAAUGGUUCCUCGUGGAUUCGAGUUGAGGUGCGACUUUUCAACGGGCACAAACUACGUCCAUGUGCCGCAGCGGUUUUGCCUGCCCCAAAAGAACCCAAAAUGGCAUCAGCACGUCUGUAACCUUGCCGCCUGGGGUGAGCUGGACAAACUGCGCGUGGAAUUGUCAGAUCUGAAGAAAACACCCCCAGGCGUCCUGCAUAAUGCCGUGGAGCAAGGGCACCAGAAUGUGCUAGAAUUUUUACUACAGCGCAAGGCGAAUGUGGUAGAUUUUGACGAGCACGGGCAAACGGCACUGCAUGCAGCGUGUAAAGCAGGCAACGAGCCGGUGCUGACUUUAUUGAUGAGGCAUGAACUGCGGGAGAAGGGCGCAGAUGAAAGUAAAAAUCAGUUUCACUACCUCGAAAACCAACAAGGCCGCACGCCUGAAGGCCUGUUAAUUCAACAAGAUUUGCGACCCGUGGCACGGAGGAUAACGGAAUUGACAACAGAAUGGAAUCAGAUACAGAAUCAAAAUUGCAAAAAUUGAUAGAACACCCGAAUUCAACACCGAAGAAGAACAACCUGGCAAGUUGUUGCUUCACAAACCGUUCAAAGCGAGAAAAAGGAAAGAAGGAGAUCAGAUGGAGG